Messenger RNA from Tarenaya hassleriana, 2396 nucleotides. RefSeq names its product heat shock protein 90-2-like. Gene Ontology annotation, cellular component: cytosol; perinuclear region of cytoplasm; protein-containing complex. Gene Ontology annotation, biological process: protein folding; protein stabilization; cellular response to heat. The record is from RefSeq and is a predicted model, not a curated record. The coding region runs from base 103 to 2205 and encodes 700 amino acids. Gene Ontology annotation, molecular function: ATP hydrolysis activity; ATP-dependent protein folding chaperone; ATP binding. The transcript is spliced from 3 exons. NCBI's taxonomy places the organism in Eukaryota, Viridiplantae, Streptophyta, Magnoliopsida, Brassicales, Cleomaceae.
GCCAUCUCGUUCUCUGCUUUGAAAGAGCAUAAAACCCUAGCUCGCUUGUCUCGAUCUGCUUCUCCCUUCUUCCGUUACCUUAGUGAUCGUUGUGGUUCGGAGAUGGCGGACACAGAGACGUUUGCCUUCCAGGCCGAGAUCAACCAGUUGCUCAGUCUUAUCACCAACACCUUUUACAGCAACAAAGAGAUCUUUCUCCGUGAACUCAUCAGUAACGCUUCCGAUGCUCUGGACAAGAUUAGAUUCGAGUCUUUGACAGACAAGAGUAAACUAGAUGCUCAGCCUGAACUCUUCAUUCACAUCAUCCCUGACAAGGCCAACAACACCUUGACUAUUAUUGACAGUGGUAUUGGAAUGACCAAAGCUGAUUUGGUUAACAACCUUGGUACGAUUGCCAGGUCUGGUACCAAGGAAUUCAUGGAGGCAUUGGCUGCUGGUGCUGAUGUGAGCAUGAUUGGGCAGUUUGGUGUCGGUUUCUACUCCGCUUACCUGGUUGCUGAGAAGGUUGUCGUCACGACAAAACACAAUGAUGAUGAGCAAUAUGUCUGGGAGUCCCAAGCCGGUGGAUCCUUCACAGUGACCAGAGACACUUCUGGUGAGAGCCUUGGUAGGGGGACCAAGAUGAUUCUCCACCUCAAGGAAGACCAGUUAGAGUACCUUGAGGAGCGCCGGCUCAAGGAUUUGAUCAAGAAGCAUUCCGAAUUCAUUAGCUACCCGAUCUCUCUGUGGGUUGAGAAGACAAUUGAGAAGGAGAUAUCUGAUGAUGAAGAUGAUGAGGAAGAGAAGAAGGAUGAGGAAGGGAAGGUCGAGGAGGUAGACGAGGAGAAAGAAAAGGACGAGAAGAAAAAGAAGAAGAUCAAGGAGGUUUCUCAUGAAUGGUCUCUUGAGAACAAGCAGAAGCCAAUCUGGAUGAGGAAAUCCGAGGAGAUCACCAAGGAGGAAUAUGCCGCCUUCUACAAGAGCCUCUCCAAUGACUGGGAAGAGCAUUUGGCUGUCAAGCAUUUCUCGGUUGAAGGACAGCUCGAAUUCAAGGCUAUCCUCUUUGUCCCAAAGAGAGCCCCAUUCGAUCUUUUCGACACGAGGAAGAAACCCAACAACAUCAAGCUCUAUGUCCGACGUGUCUUCAUCAUGGACAACUGUGAAGAAAUCAUUCCAGAAUUCCUCGGCUUUGUGAAGGGUAUCGUCGAUUCUGAGGACUUGCCUCUCAACAUCUCAAGAGAAAUGCUGCAGCAGAACAAGAUCCUCAAGGUCAUCCGGAAGAACCUGGUGAAGAAAUGCAUUGAGCUCUUCUUCGAGAUAGCCGAGAACAAGGAAGACUACAACAAGUUCUACGAGGCGUUCUCCAAGAACCUCAAGCUUGGUAUCCACGAGGAUUCCCAGAACAGGACAAAGAUUGCUGAGUUGCUCCGAUACCACUCCACAAAGAGCGGAGACGAGCUGACGAGUCUCAAGGAUUACGUGACGAGAAUGAAGGAAGGGCAACAGGACAUUUACUACAUCACGGGCGAGAGCAAAAAGGCCGUGGAGAACUCCCCUUUCCUCGAGAAGCUGAAGAAGAAGGGAUAUGAAGUCCUGUACAUGGUCGACGCCAUUGAUGAGUAUGCGGUCGGGCAGCUGAAGGAAUUCGAGGGGAAGAAACUCGUCUCUGCCACAAAGGAGGGGCUGAAACUGGACGAGUCAGAGGACGAGAAGAAGAGGAAGGAGGAACUGAAGGAGAAGUUCGAGGGUCUGUGCAAGGUAAUAAAGGAUGUGCUGGGGGACAAGGUCGAGAAAGUGGUUGUGUCGGAUCGUGUGGUGGAUUCCCCCUGCUGUCUGGUGACGGGAGAGUAUGGAUGGACGGCCAACAUGGAGAGGAUAAUGAAGGCACAGGCGCUGAGGGAUAGCAGCAUGGCGGGGUACAUGUCGAGCAAGAAGACUAUGGAGAUUAACCCGGAGAAUCCGAUAAUGGACGAGCUGAGGAAGAGAGCCGAUGAGGAUAAGAACGAUAAGUCGGUGAAGGAUCUCGUGCAUCUGCUGUUUGAGACGGCGCUUCUGACGUCGGGAUUCAGCCUGGACGACCCGAACACGUUCGGGAGCAGGAUCCAUAGGAUGUUGAAACUCGGACUGAGUAUUGAUGAUGAAGCGGGUGAGACUGAGGCCGACGACAUGCCUCCGCUUGAAGAUGACGCUGAGGCCGACGGAAGCAAGAUGGAGGAAGUCGACUAAGUUUUCUCUUUUCAAAAAAAAAAAUCACGUAUCAAACAAACUUGUGGGUUUCUGUUUUGUUUUUUUGUUUUGUUUUUAAUUUGAAGCAAUGACUUUUAUUGUUCUUACAUUAGAGCUGAUUGGAAUCUUAGCUUUCCGGUAGCUAGUCGUUGUUGCUGUUUGUUGGCCUUCAUUCUCAGUUUAUUUAUUCA